CAUUAACAUAAUAGACAUGAAACGAACAACCUCCGUUAAUUUUAUUAAUAGCGCUAACAAGGGUACUCUUAGUAAAAGAGAAAGACAAAAACGUUUUCAACGCGUCAAAAAUGAGAACGAAUACGAAUAUUGGAAUUCAAUUAUAAACAAACAUGUCAGCCUUCUAGGAGGAACAACUAAAGUCUUUACGCGUGAUGGCGGCUCUUAUAAUCUUUUUACUCCGGGGAUAAAUGUUAUCCUAUCACUUCAAGAAAUUAAUAAAAUAGUUUAUAAAGAAAAAGAAUGUUUCAUUACCCUUUACAAGUUAGAGUUUAUGGAAUCUCGACUGUUCCCUCUAAUUCUAUUAAACGGUCGUCUUGAAAAUAAUUCACAAAAGGAAACUUCACGAAUAUGCGUCGAGUUGUUAACCCGAAUGACCAAAAUUUAUCCAAUGAGUAAAAAUCUCAAUGAUUUACCGUUUCUAAAGAUGAACUCUGCUUAUAAGGAUUUAUUUAUAUUGAAUAUUUCAAUAAUACGUAAUAUUCAUAAUAUGUUACAAUGGCAUUUAAAAUUGAUCGAUAGAAAUAAUGAUGAUAAGAAGUUUAUUCAUCUUUUGCUUCUAAUUUCUCGUAAUCUCCUGGCGAUCAAAGAUGCUCCUGGCUCUGGAAAUCUUACCAUUAACGAGAAAUUAAAAGCUCAUUUUGAUUUGAUCGUUCAAUUUUGCAACGAGAAUCUUUUCGAGAUCAUUAUGAUUAUGGCGAGCGAUAAAAAUGAGGCUAUUUGGCAUACACUUAUCUUAGAGAUUUUUUAUCAUAUUCUUGAGUAUAAUAGUUCUGACGAUUUAUUCAUAGACCCAAAAAUGGAAGCAUCAUCAAAAGGGGUUAAAUUAAUGGAACAAAUGAAAAAUAGACAAGAUAAAAUACGUAAAAAAUUUUCUAAGGUUUGUCCUAAAGUAUGGGUAGAUACAAAAAAAGGUUAUGAGAAACCAGUAGAUAUUCGACAAACCUGGCAAGAAAUUCCAAAAUUUGAUUCAAUAGAACUGAGAGAAAAAACUGUGAAUGGGCAAAGGAUCUUGACUGAACAUGUUAAUAAGAAAAGACGCGUGGUUCUUGAUGAUCAAACUCGGAAAUGCAUAAAAUUAGCUUCAUUAAAAAUAAUUACAAGCAAUGCGUUCGAAGUACUCAUCAUCACGAUCCAAAAAGAAAUUGAGGCUAAUCUAGAUAAUCCUGACAUUAAUAAGAUCAUUGCUUAUUAUUUGUAUUUAGUCGAUUAUAUUUUAAAUUUCAGGAUACGGAUAACUUCAGAAAAUUCAUUAUUUUUAAAAGAUGGAGUCUUGUCAAAUAUAUCUAAGAUAUCUGAUAUUUCUCAAGUACUUCCUGCUAUAACUGUCGAAUCGUUCGAAUGGACGUUUUCCUUAUUAUUUAAAUGCGAACCAAAGGAGAAUUCGAAUCGGAUUUUACAAUAUGCUUUUAAAUGCUUAAAAAGUAUGUUAUUAACAAUAAAACAUGCACUUAAUGGAUCAAAUCACGAAAUGGCGCUGUCUAUAUUAAAAUAUGUAUAUGAUAAUGAAGUUUAUACAAACCGUAUCCUUGAUCUUCUCAAGAAUAUAGAAAUUCUUACUUUCAAAGAACAAAAAGCAUUACUUUCUGUUGUUCAUGUUUAUUUAGAAACAUUAGAUCAUUAUGAGGGAAUGACACAAUUGUCCGAUGGGCCCCAAAAGAAAUUCAUCUCUGAUGAGAUUAUAAAAAAUUAUUGUAAGAUACUGGAAGAAUAUAACAAAUUAGAUGAUGAAGAACUCAAUUAUAUAGUAGAAUUCUUUUAUCGUAUCUGGUAUAAAUAUGAUCUUGAAGGGAUGUUUUAUAAGAUAACGAUCAUGUUUCUUUUUAGUCGUAUCUUGGAUGAUAUUGGACAUCGUCAAGAAGUGACGCUGGGUCAAGAUGAAUUAUUGUCAUUUAUUUUAAAUAUUAGUAACAAGUUACUUAGUGAGCUUCCAAAGAAUUCUUUAUUAUAUGUUGAACUUUUGUACCCCAAAAAUUCUGAAGAUUGUAAAAUAUCACAACAAGGAUAUAAUCGCAAUUGUAAGAUUUAAACAAUAGAAUAAAAAUUUGGAGUGGUGAUGGGAUAUUUUUAAAGUAUUUAUAGUAUUUGAAUAUGAAUAUAUUUAUAUAGCGU
This is a messenger RNA of Rhizophagus irregularis DAOM 181602=DAOM 197198, 2151 nucleotides long. RefSeq lists its product as uncharacterized. Gene Ontology annotation, molecular function: DNA binding. The record is from RefSeq and is a predicted model, not a curated record. Gene Ontology annotation, biological process: replication fork arrest; DNA replication checkpoint signaling; DNA repair. NCBI's taxonomy places the organism in Eukaryota, Fungi, Glomeromycota, Glomeromycetes, Glomerales, Glomeraceae. Gene Ontology annotation, cellular component: replication fork protection complex.